UUUCCAAAGUGUACUCUCUAUUUUAAAACUUGAUAUUUUCUCUUAGAGAUGGAAUAUCUGUUCAGAAGGAGUGGACGGGUCUAGAAAUAGUUAUCAAAAGUGACGCCUUUUUUUUUUUAACUUAAAAGUUGAAACUUUAUGAAACAUGAAAGAAAACCACUAAGAGAUAUAGAACUUGUAUAUCUAGGUUGGAAAUCAGUGGGAAGAAUUUGUGAAAUUUUAUGUAAUCAAAUAUGUUUUGUUUAGCCUCUGCUUCGUUUCAGGGGUAUUAUAGACCCCAGUAUGUGCUUAGCUGAAAAAAAGGGAAUGGAAUCCUACACAAAAUUGAAGCUUUGUAUCAAACCACAUACCCAGAAUAUCUCCAGUACAUUUACUUGGUGGCACCAAUAUCUCUUAUGAUGUUGAACCCUAUAGGAUUUAUCUUCUGUGAAAUCCAGAAGUGGAAAGACACUCAAAAUGCUUCUCAAAACAAAGUGAAAAUUGUGGGACUUGGACUUCUGCGUGUAUUACAGAACCCAAUAGUAUUUAUGGUUUUCAUUGGCAUUGCCUUCAAUUUUAUUCUUGAUCAAAAGGUGCCCAUAUACAUGGAAAAUUUUCUUGAUGGACUUGCAAAUUCUUUCUCGGGAGCAGCUCUAUUUUAUCUUGGUCUUACAAUGGUGGGGAAAAUAAAGAAACUGAAGAAGUCAGCAUUUGUUGUACUAAUUCUUCUCAUCACAGCUAAACUCCUGGUGCUCCCACUUCUGUGCAGAGAAAUGGUGGAACUCUUGGACAAGGGCGACAGUGUAGUGAACCAUACAAGUUUAUCAAAUUAUGCAUUUUUGUAUGGUGUCUUUCCUGUAGCACCAGGAGUGGCUAUCUUUGCAACACAGUUCAACAUGGAAGUAGAGAUUAUAACCUCAGGGAUGGUAAUAAGCACAUUUGUGUCUGCGCCAAUCAUGUACGUUUCUGCCUGGUUACUAACCUUUCCUACUAUGGACCCUAAGCCAUUGGCAUAUGCCAUCCAGAAUGUUAGUUUUGAUAUAAGUAUUAUCAGCCUUGUCUCCUUGAUUUGGUCUCUGGCUAUUCUUCUUUUGAGUAAGAAAUACAAACAGCUCCCACAUAUGCUUACAACUAAUUUACUCAUCGCACAGUCUAUUGUCUGUGCUGGAAUGAUGAUAUGGAAUUUCGUUAAAGAAAAAAAUUUUGUUGGACAGAUUCUGGUGUUUGUUUUAUUGUACAGCUCCCUGUAUAGCACCUACCUGUGGACAGGCCUUCUGGCAAUUUCUUUGUUUCUUUUGAAAAAGAGAGAGAGUGUACAAAUUCCUGUUGGAAUCAUCAUAAUAUCUGGCUGGGGAAUUCCUGCUCUCCUUGUUGGUGUUCUUCUGAUAACUGGAAAACAUAAUGGAGAUAGCAUUGACUCAGCCUUCUUCUAUGGAAAGGAGCAGAUGGUCAUCACAGCAGUCACCCUGUUCUGCAGCAUCGUGAUAGCUGGCAUAUCACUCAUGUGCAUGAACCGCACCACCCAAGCAGGACGCUAUGAAGGGUUCGACCAGUCUCAGAACCACAAAACAGCAGAGCCUGGGAACGCUGCCUUUGAGGAGAGUCCAGGGUCAGCAAACGAACCAGAACCUUUUACAAGUUCUAUCCCAGAAACAGGUUGUUGCUCCUGCUCCAUGGGAAAUGGUGGAUCACACUGCCCGUCCGUUGAGCCGGUAGCAAACACAAGCACCAGUGGGCUUGUGACUCCUUCAUUUGAGAAAAAUGAUCAUUGUGUGAGUCGCUGUAACUCCCAGAGCUGCAUGUUAGUCCAGGAAGAGGAGCAGUAUCUACAGAGCGGAGAUCAGCAACUGACUCGACACGUGUUGCUGUGUUUACUUCUCAUUAUUGGCCUGUUUGCUAAUCUUUCCAGUUGUUUAUGGUGGCUAUUCAACCAAGAACCUGGAAGGCUCUAUGUUGAGUUACAGUUUUUCUGUGCUGUAUUUAACUUUGGCCAGGGAUUUAUUUCCUUUGGCAUCUUUGGAUUGGACAAACAUUUAAUCAUUCUGCCUUUCAAAAGAAGACUUGAAUUCCUAUGGAAUAAUAAAGAGACUGCAGAAAAAAGGGGUUCUCCUGUUCCUGAGGAAAUAAAAAUGACCUGUCAACAAUUUAUCCAUUAUCACCGUGACCUCUGUAUCCGAAACAUUGUCAAGGAAAGAAGGUGUGGUGCAAAGACGUCUGCCGGGACCUUCUGUGGCUGUGACCUGGUGAACUGGCUCAUUGAAGUUGGCCUUGCCUCUGACCGCGGUGAAGCUGUGAUAUAUGGAGAUAGACUGGUGCAAGGGGGAGUCAUCCAACAUAUCACCAACGAGUAUGAAUUUCGGGAUGAGUACUUGUUUUAUAGAUUUCUUCAAAAGAGUCCUGAACAGAGUCCCCCUGCUAUUAAUGCAAACACGCCCCCACCGGAAAGAUAUAAAGAGAUUGAGCAUUCAUCCCCAUCCCCUAGGACCUAAGUUAUGAAGGAGACAACCCUGGGCCAUAUUCUAGCCCCAGAUCUGUUUCUUAUAAGCUGUGUGACCUUGGGCAAAUCACAACCUCUCUGAAUCUCAGUUGCCUCAUCUGUAAAAUUCGGUGAGAUGUGUUCCUACCCCAUGCGAACAUUUUGUGAUUUCAUGUGUAUGGAAAACUCACAGGAAACUAACUUAGGAAAAAGAGAAAACCAAGUCAAAAUUUAAAGUUCUGAUAGUAAGUAUAAUAAAUACUAUAAGCCAGUUAUGUCAGCAUUUUAAAAUAUUGCUCCCUGCAUCUGUUUGCUAUAAUUUCAAAGUUGACAUCCAAUGUACUUGUGCUUUAAAUCGCCAAAUUUGGCAAGUAUACUGCUGGCAGGAAAUGGACCUUAAAUUAUGACAACUUUGCACUUACUGAUAGCAUCUCCUGAAAAAGAAUUUUAAUGAUUCUGAUAAAAGGCCUCCUUAUUCUGUUUUUCCCAUUUUCUUGACAAAUAGCACUCAUUAAAACUAGAAGCAAUAUUUUUUUAAGUUCAUUUUUUUCUUGCUUUUGUAUCCGAAGUACUAAUCUGUGCCACACGAGGCAAAUAAGAACCACCAUAAAUAUUAUCUUCAAAAUCUAUCAACAGAAGUGUAAUCUUUAACUUUUGUACUAAAGAUAAUUUCACCAGUUCUGUUUAAAUUUUAUCAACAAAAUUAUUUUCAUAUAUCAAUUCUGGUGUCUGCACAAAGCAUUACAGUGCAGAAGGAUAGCCCUAUCAAUAUAUUUCCUGUAGUUAAAAAGAAAAAAAACUAUAUAGUUCAAGUCAAGAUUUAAAAACAUCCUUUUACAUCUAGAAUUUAGUCUUUUUAAAGUAUCCAUGUAUAAAAAUCUAUAAACUUGAAAAUUAUUCAGUGUUGCCCUCAGAUAAGCUUUAUCUCCAGAAAAUUAAAAUGAGAUCUAUUCACGUGAUCUUUGAACCUCUGCUUAAUUAUUAGGUGUUAGUGCUGGUUUAACUUAUUUAAAACAUGUUUCAAGUAUUUAUUUUUCUCAUACUUUUAAUGUCUCAUGUAAAAGCCAUUUAGAGAAUAAUUUAUAGAUUUAAAUCAUUGUCCUUUUAAUGCAACAAAUAUGUAAUUUAAAAAAAAAAAAAACCUGCAUGGAAGCCUGGUGUAUUUAAUGAGUAAAUUACACUUUAUUGUGUAGUAUUAACCUCUACCAACCUUAUGUUAUAAUUAGGGGAUGGGGAUGUUUUUUCAGCAGAACUAUGUUGCUGCAAGACUUUUUUUUUUUU
This is a messenger RNA of Lontra canadensis (Northern American river otter), 3736 nucleotides long. It is a transcript of the gene GPR155, whose product is annotated as G protein-coupled receptor 155. Gene Ontology annotation, biological process: intracellular signal transduction. The transcript has 15 exons. The record is from RefSeq and is a predicted model, not a curated record. NCBI's taxonomy places the organism in Eukaryota, Metazoa, Chordata, Mammalia, Carnivora, Mustelidae. The coding region runs from base 396 to 2468 and encodes 690 amino acids.